Molecule: messenger RNA, 2035 nt
Organism: Astyanax mexicanus (Mexican tetra)
Lineage: Eukaryota; Metazoa; Chordata; Actinopteri; Characiformes; Acestrorhamphidae
Gene: cyp26a1
Product: cytochrome P450 26A1
Exons: 7
Coding region: 259-1737 (492 amino acids)
Biological process (GO): sterol metabolic process
Molecular function (GO): heme binding; oxidoreductase activity, acting on paired donors, with incorporation or reduction of molecular oxygen; monooxygenase activity
Source: RefSeq, a predicted model, not a curated record
CUCCUGGCCCCGUGGGGCGGGGCGACACCGCACCACAAUUAAAGAUGAACUUUGCGUGAACUAAUUUAUCUGAGCAAGGUAACAGGAGGCCGAGACGCGGGGAAUGGGUAUAAAAGGGUGCAUAACCCCGGAGACUCUCAGCAGUUCAGCACCAGCGCUCCUUUCUGAGUGAUCUCUCUCUCUCUCUCUCUAGUGUUUAUUAUUUUUUUUUGUGAGUGAGCGACUGUCAGUGGGUGUGCGCGCGCUCUCUAUCUCACUAUGGGUCUAUACACUUUACUGGUAACCUUGCUGUGCACGGUGGUGCUCCCAGUGCUGCUGUUUCUGGCCGCGGUGAAGCUGUGGGAGGUGCUGGUGGUCAGAGGGAUUGAUCCGGGCUGUCGGAGCCCCGUUCCUCCAGGGACCAUGGGCUUACCGUUUAUUGGAGAGACGCUGCAGCUCAUCCUGCAGAGAAGAAAAUUUCUCCGGAUGAAGCGACAGAAAUACGGAUUUAUCUACAAAACUCACCUAUUCGGUAACCCCACGGUGAGGGUGAUGGGGGCGGACAACGUGAGGCAGAUUCUGCUGGGGGAACACAAACUUGUUGCUGUUCAGUGGCCGGCAUCAGUCAGGACCAUCCUGGGCUCUGACACGCUCUCUAAUGUCCACGGCAGCCAGCAUAAAAACAAAAAGAAGGCGGUGAUGAAGGCAUUCUCCCGGGAUGCUCUGGAGCACUACAUCCCGGUGAUCCGGGAGGAGGUGCGGAGCGCCGUGCAGGACUGGCUGCAGCGCGCCCCCUGCGUGCUCGUCUACCCCGACAUGAAGCGCCUCAUGUUCCGCAUCGCCAUGAGGAUUUUACUGGGCUUCGAGCCGGACCAGAUCAAGACCGACGAGCAGGAGCUGGUCGAAGCCUUCGAGGAGAUGAUCAAGAACCUGUUCUCUCUUCCCAUUGACGUCCCUUUCAGCGGUUUAUAUCGGGGGCUGAAAGCGCGAAACUUCAUCCACGCCAAAAUAGAGGAGAAUAUUAAAAAGAAAAUCCAAGAUGGCGACAACGAAAACGAACCAAAACACAAGGACGCGCUUCAGCUGUUGAUUGAAAACAGCAGGAAGAGUAAUGAGCCACUUAGCAUGCAGGCUAUGAAGGAGUCCGCAACUGAACUACUCUUUGGAGGCCACGAGACCACAGCUAGCACAGCUACUUCUCUAGUCAUGUUCCUGGGGCUGAAUCCAGAGGUGGUUGAACGAAUUAGAGACGAGCUGAAAGAGCAGGAUAUUUCCAGCUUGCAUUCACCUGGGAAAGCUCUAAACAUGGAGAUCCUGGAACAGCUAAAAUACACUGGCUGUGUCCUUAAGGAAACACUCAGAAUAAAUCCACCUGUACCUGGAGGAUUUCGUGUGGCACUUAAGACGUUUGAGCUCAAUGGCUACCAGAUUCCCAAAGGAUGGAAUGUCAUUUACAGCAUUUGUGACACACACGAUGUUGCAGAUGUCUUCCCCAACAAAGAGGAAUUCCAGCCGGAGCGAUUCAUGACCAAAGGCUUGGAGGACAGUUCCAGGUUUAACUACAUCCCCUUCGGAGGAGGCUCCAGGAUGUGUGUGGGCAAAGAGUUUGCCAAAGUGCUGCUCAAGAUCUUUUUAGUCGAGCUAGUGCAGCAGUGCAACUGGACACUUUUAAACGGACCUCCGACAAUGAAAACGGGCCCAACAGUGUACCCCGUGGACAAUCUUCCCACAAAGUUCACCCCUUACAUCAGCAAUUAAUCCAUUAACUCCGGCUUGAGCUGCUAGCGUAAGCAUUGUACAUAGGCAUUAGAUGAAAUGUGACGUAUGACAUUUUUAUAUUUUGGUUUAUAUAAUAGAUCUGUAUAUAUCCAUUUUUAACAAAGGGCACUACUCUUUCAUGGAUCACUUUAUUUCUUUGAGGUGUCUGUGAUGUAUAUUUGUAAUGUAGCUUUGUUUUUAUAUAUAUAUUUAGUGUUUUGUACUGAAUGCAACUUAUUUAAAUUACUAUUUGCUGUAUGGGCUUUAUUUAAUAAAACAUUGUGACUACAUUGCAAAA